GAGCUGAGGGGCUUCAUAUCUCUCCCUCAUCAGCAUUUCUGUCUACCCGUGCCUCUCCCUCUUUCUUGCUUUCGUCUUAUGCGAGAGGAAGUGGCCAUGCUCUGCAGGGUGCAGUUGCUCGCAGGAAGAGAGAGAGUGGAGGGAGAAGGGGGAGGGAGCUCGGCGCCCGAUAACGCACUCAACCACAGAUGGUUGAGCGAGGCUGUGAGAGACUGGAGGAGUAAAGACGGGUAGGUGGAAGAGGAGAGUGGGAAAGAGAGGAGCAAGAGUGGGAGGAAUCAGGCUCUGAUGAUAUUGCCAAAGCAACGGAUAGAGGAGGGGGACGUCUUGCUGCCUUCUGCUGCUGCUCACUCCUGAGUCCCGCCACGGAUGGAUGCUUGAAGCAAAUAAACACCGACAUAACUGAGCUGCCUCUGUAACUAGGACAUGAAAUGUCGUUGGCUCCUUCGUGCCGACACUGAGCAGGACCAGAGCAGGAUGUGGAUUUGUGUGCAUGCCUUCAUUAGUUUGCGGUCAUAGCAGGUGCUCUCAGGUGAGCGGAGUUAACUUGAAACCAGCCUGUAAGCUGACUCCUUGACACCACGGUGCACCUAUGUGCGUGUGUUCGUGUCAUGUGUGACCGGGCGCAGGUCUCUGCGUUUAGCUGCAAAUGGCCAGGUAGCGGACAACGGCCUGUUUUUGACAACAGCAUCAGAGCGUUCUCGCACACACCCAGCCUGGAGGAAGUGACACGUCUGUGCUCGUUCUCGUAUUUCCUGCUCCCCUCUCCGGUGGCACCCAAAGUGCCAAAUCUGAGCCGAGUUCACCUGUUUGGCCGUCACAGGUGGGACUGGAACUCCCUGGAUGCAACGGCACAGGAGCCCUGACUUCUCCUGGAUGAGCAGAGGACGGUUUGGUGCGAGCGGACUCUGACUGUGGCCGGGUGUCACUUCAGCGCUGCGUUUUCGAGACAAUCCUACACUUCCUCAAGCUGUCAGCGUGCUGCCCCGGUGCCGCGAGCUGUGCCCGCUGAGCUCUCCAUGACUGUCAACGCGGUGCUGACCCCCUCCAUGACCAGCAGCAACAGCAUGAGCAGCGGGUACUGCAGCCUGGACGAAGAGAGCGAGGACUUCACUUUCUUCACAGCCAAGACCUCGUUCUUCCGGAAGCCCAAGCACGCAGCGAAGCCGAGUCAGACAAAGGAAGAAGAGGAGGGAGGAACUAAUGACCUAUCAGAAGAAGAAGUGCGGGCAAGAAUACAGGAGUAUAACGCCCAGGUUUCUGAAAAUGGAAUGAACCUGGCUGCAGACGGGUCUUACACAGGUUUCAUUAAGGUCCAUCUGCGGCUCAGUCGACCUGUGACGGUCCCUGCUGUGGAGGCCACGGACUCUGAGGGGGGGGCGCCCUGGCCAGGCAGCCGGCGGGCAUCAGAUGACCAGGACGAAACGGGCGGCGGCCAUUCUGAAAACAGGACCUCCUUCUACCUACCAUGUGACUGUGUGAAGCAGCUCCACAUUGGCUAUCUGACCACCACCAGAGAGGUCAUUCAGGGCUUGCUGAAGAAGUUCAUGGUGUUGGACAAUCCCCGCAAGUUUGCACUGUACAGGCAGACGCACCGCGACGGGCAGGACCUGUUCCAGAAGCUCCCUCUGUCAGAACGACCCCUCCUCCUGAGGUUGAUUGCAGGACCAGACCCAGAGAAGCUCAGCUUUGUCCUUAAGGAAAAUGAGACUGGAGAAGUAGAGUGGCAUGCUUUCUCUGUCCCCGAGCUUCAAAACUUCCUGGUUAUCUUGGAUAAGGAGGAGACAGAGCGUGUACGGGCAGUGGAGCAAAAAUACGCUAUUUACCGACAGAAGCUACAGAAGGCCCUGCAACAGCUCGACCCCUGAUGCCUCACCUGUUACCUUAUGUCUCCGACGCAGGAACACACGUACCCUUUGAACACUGACCUACCCCCAUACAACCCUGUGAUCUAUUCAGAGAGCAAAGCCAGAGCUGCGCUUGCCUCUAAUCAACAUGCAGACACAGAGAAAUCACACACAGAUGCUUAUCCUAUCUCAGGACUCACACACGCCCCUGACACGCAUACAAACAUCUAUCUGCUCCCUCAGGAGAGGAUGUGGACAAAUAGUGUUUUGAUUGCCAAGGACACACACAGGAAGAUCCGGGCUGUAAUUUCCACUUGGGAUCUCAUUUGGGACUGAUGUGAAUCAGUGACAUUUUUAAAGAAUCCCUGCUCUUCUGCUACUGCUGCUGCUGCUAUUGCAAGUGUUACUUAUGCAUGAGUCUGACUCAGCUCAUCUGUCCUGCACAUAGUUAGAAAUAAAACAGAAGGCAUGAGUAUUUUCUUUUCUGCAUCUAAGAGGGAUGGAAGGACACCUUUGCUCUUUUUCCCCUUUGGAAAAAAAUGCAUCUGUUACGAUAAGAUAUAUUAUUUUUGUCGCUGGAUACCUUGAUUUGUGAUAGAAGUGUGUAGUGUCAAGAAGCGAGGGGUUACAUUUCUUUCUGAGAGCAAAGAGGGGUGGAGGCAUAAGAAAAAAGAGAUUCAUUCUCUGAUUUUUUUUCUCAGGGAGCAUGAGUUGAGUAAAAAGAAAACGUGUGGGAGAAAAAGAAACACCCUCCUCCAACUCACACCAAUUUACUUUGGCACAUGCUUAUCUGUUCUUAUUUUGCCCCCCCUAAAAGCUUCUGCAUGUGAAAAGGCCUAAAAAGAGGAGAAUGACAUCAGGAAGGUCUUCGAUCACACCUUCGCUCUCCUUUGUCCUCCAUUAUACCCUGUGACAUGCUCACAGGUGGUAACUGUAACAUCAUUGGCCUUUUCAUCAUUGGUCUAAACCCCCAUCGAACCCACCUUGCAUGAACCCCGUCUACAGGUAAAGCUGCAAGACAGAGCCCACAUAUCUACCACAAACUAUGUCCCUGGGUGGCUUUUGAAUGUGAAAAGACUAUUGCACCAAAGUUUAGAGUGACACAUGGACUGAUGGAAUUAACAAUGCAUCAGAGACUAUUGGAAGUUUAUUCUGUGAAAGGAGGUGUUUGUAAAAAUCCAACCAGCUUCGGUUUUGAAUUCAUAGGUGCGGGUCAACGAGUGGUAGGCAUCUCUGUGGGACAGCAUGUAUUUAUGCGUUUCUUUUAUCUUUCUGCCUUCCACCCCUGUACAAAAACAAAGAAAAGACCCAAAAAUAUCUGAAAGUCACAAUUAUGGCUUUGAUGUACCAAUGAAGUGUUUGCAAUGCAUAUAAAAUGUGUAGACACUGGACAAAAAAAGAGUGACAUAGUUUAACUCUGUUGUUAUUAUGAAUUUUGACGUUUUAUUUUCUAUAUUCCUACUGGUUUGUGUGUGUGUGCGUGUGUGCGAACGUGCAAGUGUGAUGAUUAUAGCCAGUUGCGAUUAUGUGAAAAAAUGCUUUAAAAAUGAGUGUGUGCAUGUCGUCAGUGCUCCCUCAUCGAGAAUCUGAAGUGUAAAGGAGCCUCUCUUUUCGUUU
Menidia menidia (Atlantic silverside) is the source of this 3464-nucleotide messenger RNA. Lineage: Eukaryota; Metazoa; Chordata; Actinopteri; Atheriniformes; Atherinopsidae. The record is from the annotation of a GenBank genome assembly.